AUGGUACAGUGGACCGAUGCCAUUUCUGAUAUUGUUAAAACGUUGUCGUCGUCCGAUGUCACUGCGUCGUAUUUAGUUGAUGUUCUUAGAUUUAUUUCCGAGGAAUCUUACAAAAUAAAGAAUGCAAACGCUCAAAAUCUCGCUAGAAUAUUUAAUUGUCUUGCCAGUUGGUGGGACAACACAGGAAUUAUGACGGAGAGCGAUGUUCGCGUUUCACCACUCCUUGAGGCGGCAUUUUAUGUGCUUCAGCAACCAGAAACAUAUCCUGAGGCAACUUAUAAUGCAGCCAUGGAAUGGAUUCUAGCAUUACUUUACUCAUGCACUACAAUUUCGGGCUACCGAAAUGAGCUUCUGAAAUUGUUGCAGACCAACAUUUAUCGUCUGCUUGAUGUCCUCCGACAGUGUUCGCUGCAGGCAUCGAAAGCUGCCGACAAUUCCAUGGCUGAAUGUUCGGUGUAUGUCGAUCGAGUAUCAAGCAUUGCUCAAAUUUUCGAUUCACUUGCGCGGACUGUAAGAACCGCACUGGUAUAUAGUCCUACACCCCCUGGCUCCGGUGAGUUUGGCGAUUUGCACACACUAGACUGCCUUCUUGCUGUGCUGGAAGCUCCACCGCCUGCUGGUUGUCGGGCAACUGCACUUCACACCUUUUAUGCUCUUCAAUCGUUGGCCGAUGACGCUGCCCGACACCACACCAAUUUGACCCCAUCCCCGGGUCGACAGAACCCGUCUGCGUCCCCUGCAGGCGACAUGGCCUCCAACGCCAACUCCCGCCCCGCCACAUCUCUCCUAAUUCCUUACUUCACUCGUGUUGUCGUCGCGUUGACGCGUUACUGCCCCAGCAAUGCAGAGGACCUCGAGGCAGCUGAAGAUCUUCAGGCGUUUCGUGAUGAUGCUCAUGGCUUAAUGCAGGAUAUUGUCGAUCUUGUUGGUGCUGACACCAUCUUUGUGGAGCUAUACGAGCACAUUCGACAGCUGCAGGAAAUGAACUCCCUUGGCACUGCAGUCAAUGUUUUCCGCGAAGCCGAAGCCUGCCUCUUUAUGCUAACAACUGUUGCCAAACGCCUUUCCCCCCACGACCCAGAGGGCCGCAUCGCGUCGCUCAUCUCCACCCUUGUCCUGCCCGGCCUCGCAGCGGUGCCGCCGCCUCCGCUUCAGGAGGUGGGCUGCCUCCUCUACGCUGAGCUCUCGCACUGGGUAGCGUGUCACCCAGACAUUCGACGGCAAAUCGUUGAACAGCUAAUUCAGAUCGUCGAAAGGGCCGCGGGUGUGCCUGCUGCCCAGUUACAGGCAAGUUCGCGCAUGCUUUUGUGGUGCGGCUCUGUGCUCCCUGGCCAAAAGCGGGCCGUAGGUGCGGCCAUCGCUGCUCUCGGAAGUCUUUGCAAAGUGUACCGGCCUUUGUCAGUUCCGGUUGUCAACGCAUCCUCUAACGGGACCGGAACGGGAACCACCAGUUUGCUGGACGAGCACUGGAAGGAUCUAAUCUUCCGUGUGGUCUACUCCCUACCCCGCCUGUCCUGGGUUCCGGUUAACGACGCCAUCGAUUUCUUCGAGGGUGUCUGUCGCGGUCUCAUGGCGUCCAUUGUCUACGCCCCGUCGACCAACAUCCCCACGGACCCUCGGCCGGCUCGUGCGGCCCUCCCCGAACGACUGGCCCAGUUGGCCUCGGUCAACGUAGAGUGCAUUUCAAAACUUAUAGAACAGAACCAGCCAAUAGAAGGCGUGGACACCUUGUCGGACCCCUGUGUCUGGCUGGACUACCUGUCGACCAUCUUCCGUUCGCUGCAGAACCUCGUUUCACGCCUCGACGACGCCUACCGGCGAAGCCGUUUGAACAGUGUCUCCACGGAUCAGGUUGAGCAGCAGCGACAAGCCGAAGUGAACAGUCUGGGGGAGUCGGCUGAGGCCUGCUUGCAAGGCUGUCUAAGUGUCGUCACAAACAUUGUUUGGCCCGUCAUUGGCCGGGCCUUGGAGCACUACGGGAGCAAGGUGCGCCCGAUGGAGCGGUGCUGUCGCGUUAUUCGAUUCAUGGCACGCUCCUUAUCCGUCAACCUUAGGGAAAUUCUUCCCGACAUCGCGAAUAAGCUGGUGCAGGCCUUCCAACAAGGACACCACUCGUGUUUCCUUUACCUCGCCGGUGUGUUGGUGGAUGUGUUCGGCGACCUUCCAGACUGCCGGCCGGGGCUUGUCGGACUCUUCGAGGCCUUGGCUCCGCCCACUCUCGCUGCUCUGUCAUGCAACCUCGCCGAGCAGCCACACACCAUAGAGGAUUUCUUCCGCCUGUGUGUUCGUCUCGUGCAGCACUGCGCACCCGCCUUCCUCUCCAGUCCCAAUGUUGAUCUAUACGCCUUAUUGGACACCGCUUUGCGCUCCCUUGACCUACUGACUCUCGCCGCGGCCGGGUCAGGUGCUGGGGACCGCGACACAAACCAGUCCAACGGCAACAACGGCGCUGGCAGUUCAAAGGCCGGCUCUUCGGCCAGCACCGCCGCUGCUAGAUUCCUCUUGGAGGCCUUGAUCUUCACCACAGAGGCCUCCGAAGACUCUCCCGCUGCAAUCGUGAGUGUGAACGACGCCUCGGCCCUUCCGCCCGCCACCUCUGAGGGUAGUGUUGGAGCUAGGCGUCUCCUCUUUUGGCUGCUUAAACCGACAGAGCUGUGUGGCGGACAGCGUCUCACGACUUCCUGUGUCCACAGUUGUUGCUUGGGUUUGUUGGAGGAUCGAUUUCCUGACAUGGCUGAACUCUUGCACCGUUUGAAAAUAGUCAUGCCACGAGAGAUCUUUGCGCGGUGGUUGGACUGCGCACUGGCGAGCCUGCCAGUCAGGAGAGCCGACGGUCUGGUGCAGGCGACCGACGAACAGAUAGCCGACUUCAAGAACUCCGUUAUGAAUGCCUCCCGCACGAACGGCAUCAUCCACGCGCUCGACGCAUUUGUAGUGCUUUUCCGCUAG
Mesocestoides corti is the source of this 2949-nucleotide messenger RNA. Lineage: Eukaryota; Metazoa; Platyhelminthes; Cestoda; Cyclophyllidea; Mesocestoididae. The record is from the annotation of a GenBank genome assembly.